AUGGCUACAGCACGGCCGGCGUCCAAGCUUCCACCGGGCGCAAACCGUAUUCUGUUUGUCAAAAAUCUAAACUAUCAAAUUACUGGUGAAGACUUGUACGAUUUGUUUGGGAGGUAUGGGAGCAUUCGACAGAUACGAAUGGGGAACGAGCAGAAGACGAGAGGGACGGCUUUUGUGGUGUUUGACGAUGUCAUGGACGCGAAGAAUGCACUCGACCACCUGAAUGGUUUCCACUUGCAAGAGCGAUACAUCGUCGUCCUCUACCACAUGCCUGCAAAACAAGAUGCGGCAGCAGCUAAGGCUGAGUUGGCCAGAAGAGAAGAAGAGUUGGCACAGCUGAAGAAAAAGCACGAUAUCAAGGAUGAGGAUUAG
This is a messenger RNA of Stereum hirsutum FP-91666 SS1, 372 nucleotides long. RefSeq names its product RNA-binding domain-containing protein. Lineage: Eukaryota; Fungi; Basidiomycota; Agaricomycetes; Russulales; Stereaceae. Bases 1 to 372 code for a protein of 123 amino acids. The record is from RefSeq and is a predicted model, not a curated record. Gene Ontology annotation, molecular function: mRNA binding. Gene Ontology annotation, cellular component: ribonucleoprotein complex; cytoplasm; nucleus. The transcript is spliced from 3 exons.